Porites evermanni is the source of this 8619-nucleotide messenger RNA. The record is from the annotation of a GenBank genome assembly. Lineage: Eukaryota; Metazoa; Cnidaria; Anthozoa; Scleractinia; Poritidae.
GGCAAACAAAAAAGGAAUACAACAAAUAUCAUCAUAUUGAAAGUUAACUUGCCAUCAUGGAUAGAAAAUGACAAUUCUUGGAUGUAUAUUUUUCCUUGUGAUUUGUUAUUCUUCAUUUAGAACUUCUUAUGUUUAUGGUUUAGAAUUCAAGAAAUUUAUGAAGCCAUGUUUUGUUGGCGAUGAGAUUGAAAACACGUGCUCAGAUCCCAGUGAGUCGUGUCAUGAGAAACUGGGCACGGAACUCAAGCUCGUUAGGCUGAAUGGUAUCAAGGUAAUUCUAAUUCAUAAAGGAGAAUAGGGGAAUGUAAUUAAAACACUUUCUUUUAUCGGUUAAAUUUCUUUAUUCAACGCAAAUGCGGCGCCUCAGAAAUGAUUUUUUUAGAAACUUAGAAACAAUCGGAACGAGCUGGUGGUGAUGCAGGUCAAAUACGGGUUGCUAGUGGACGGAACAAAAGAGAGUGCACUAAAGACUGAAAAGCAUUUUAGAAACCAAAAGCGGGCGGGAGCAAGCUGCCAUUCAGAAUUCGCACAAUUGUGUUCUAAGGGCUUCAAUUUCCCGUGGGGACUUAAAAAAACUAUGCGAAAGGACUAUUUUCGUGGUGAAGUCUGUGCUGUAAAAUCCUGACCGUAAAUUAACCAAUCAGAUUGCUCCAUUUAGCCUUGCGAAUAGCUAGCCACGAUAAGUAAAUUUCAAGAUACAAUGAUACAAUUAUAACGAUAUAGUGAUACAAUCUAGGACAUUAACACCUUGCUGUUUUGAUUAUUUUACCCAUCUUUCUCUGACUUUCAGACAGGUCACUUGCAGUGGGUGAAGGUCAGUGAUAAGAGAUUUGCAAAACUUAUCACACGAGCAAUGACACCUGUAGUGUUCGGUUAGUACUUCUUCUGAAUUUUUUUACCUGACGAUUUUCCAUACCACGGAAUUGGAAUGAAAGGGGGACAGUAAAUAUUGAUUUAAGUUUUACAUAAACGUAUUCUGGACAUUUUCAUGAAAAUUGCAUAAGUAACUAUUAUUUCUAUGCAGUGUGACUACACUAGGGACUGCCAAUUUGACUUUUAUCCCUUUGUCAAUUUCAAGAAAUUCCAGAGUUCCUGUCAUCUGAAGAGUGUGAUCACAUCAUCGAACUGGCUAGAAAAAGCGGGCUUAGGACUAGUACCUCUGGUUUCCAGUUCAACUACGACGGAAACUUGGACAGAGAAUUGGAGACAGCUGGUGAGGAAGAGCUACUGGAAGUCGAAAACUACAAAAUGUCAAUGUUUUGUUAACGAGAAAAGAAAAAGUCAUUCGAACCUUUAGCUAAAAGGUUAUGCUUAAUUUUUUUGUAACGUCGAGCACUCAGCACUCAGUCAUCACAUUAGUCAUUGUCAUGUACUCAACGGGUAAGCUCUUGAAGAGCCUUCACCGGGUUUAAAAGACGAUUGACCACACGUUAACUCAUUUUCAGUUAACACAUAGUUACGAUUAGCCUGCAUCGCAGACAUCAUUUAACCCCGGUAGGGAACUUCUGCGAAACUGCGUCGAAAUCCUUGUUCUGGGCCCCCAACGGAUUACCAGAAAUGAGUUUCGAAUUUCCUUUCAUACUGAUUGGAAAAUCGACAAUGGCUUUUUUUUAAUAGACCAAUCAUGGCGCGUACUCAAAUCCUGGGACACAGAUGGGGGCCCAAAACAAAAUUUUGGCGCCGUUUCGCAGACGGACUUAACCAGUGUUUAGGUUCGUCUGUAGCGCAGGCUAAGUUACAAUCUAUUUGACCUAUUUGUCAAUUGGAUGGCGCCACUCAAGAGGGUCCCCAGAAGGAUUUUGGGUGUUAAGGCUGGGAUUCAGAUUUGUAAAUAAUACUGUAUCAACAGAAUGCAGGAUUUAACGUCUUAACAUUGCGGAAGUGUGGAAAUAUUGUUUUAUAGGCAUUGUCUGGAAAAGGUGAUCUUUAUUUAUUUUUCUUAAAAGUAGAAAAAUUAUUUCAUUUUGACUAAUCAUAAGUUACCCACAUCUGCCCGCGAUUGGUUCUCCGAAGAUGGGGGAAUCUGGGACUUUUGUUAAGAUGAGGAUUAGCCAAAAAAUAGUCAUCGAGACCACGAGAUUGAGGAAAAGGGUUUGAAAAACCCUAUAGGACACUCGGUGGUUUAUUAACGUCGGGAACUGUCUUGCAGACAGAAAUUGGACACUUGGUCAUCAUGAGAUAUUUGCUGGAAACUUUGAGACAUGGGAUACAAACAAAGAUGGCUAUGUUGACACUGAUGAGGUACCGUAUGUUCUUUUUAAAGAGAAAAUCUUGACACGCACUUAAGCCCAAAGGCGCAGUCAAAACACCCAAUAGAAGGUAGCUUGUGUGUAACAGUCAUUUAAACAAGCUUUCAAUUGGCUUGAUAGCCUUCUGUCUCGCGUUAUGACUUUUUUGGUAUUAUUACUUUUAAAAAAUCCGACCAACAAAUUGACAUCUUUAAAAUUUCAAAGUUGAAGGAAUUUGCCGGGCAUCACAAACAGCUCUAUCUACCGAACGAGGAAGUGAACAAAAUGUAAGUGCAAUGAUAGAUAUUUUUUUUAACCGUCUAAAUGGUUUUUCUUGUUUCAUAUUUCUUUCAAUAACAUAUAAUUCAAUUGGAUUGAAGAAUAAGGUCCUUAUUGAAGAAAAGAGAGAAUGAGAAUCGUAAUCCACUAAUCCACUCAAAAUUCACCCAUUCCUGGUGUCAGUGUGCGCCUACUCCCUCAGUAUGGCAACACUGAAGUUUCUGCGAUUAUAUGCUAUGAAAGCCUAUCUACCCAACUCUUUGGGAAAAACUAGGAAAAUGAAUCAGUUCUUAUGGUAUAACCGAUUAUGAAACACAUCCAGGAGGCCGUUAAGGGGAUUGUUGAAGUCAAUAAAUCUCCUCCGUCACCUGAAUCGGAAUCAACUCCACCACAAAAUCCUCUAGACUUGAGACAGACUAGAAAUAAUACUUGGUUUGCCUAUACGGCAAGAAGAAAGCGCGCCAUGUAAACAACACAUUUAUUCACCUUAGUAGAACCUUACACAAUCUCAACCUUCGUACGUAAGUUAUAUAAGUAAGAAUGCUAAAAGGAUGUCUAAGUCAAUUCACAGGUUUACCAAUAUCAUCUUCGGAAUCUUUUUCUCGGCUACCUAGGCUUGAAGACUUGGACAUCAGCGACAAAUUUUUAGACGGUAUGUAUGGUUAUAACAGUUUCAGAUAUAUAAAGCAAAUGAUGCGGGAAGGAUGUCUGCUUCUUUUAAAUUUAUGCUAUUCGAAUAAGACUUCAGUUUAGAAUAUUGCUUACAAAACUUAGCUUGUAUUUUAUUUGUAAGUCCAUAUCACGCCUGAAUUUUAUUCAACAGGUAAACUGACAUCAGAUAAUUUUAAAAAGUUAAAUAUCAAGAAAAUUCUUCACUAUAUGGAUUUCUUGAAGAACAACAGUCCACGUCACAGAUUCCGCUUCAGCCAGCAAACAUGGUUACAGCAAGAUAAAACCGCUGACCCUNUGCUAUUCGAAUAAGACUUCAGUUUAGAAUAUUGCUUACAAAACUUAGCUUGUAUUUUAUUUGUAAGUCCAUAUCACGCCUGAAUUUUAUUCAACAGGUAAACUGACAUCAGAUAAUUUUAAAAAGUUAAAUAUCAAGAAAAUUCUUCACUAUAUGGAUUUCUUGAAGAACAACAGUCCACGUCACAGAUUCCGCUUCAGCCAGCAAACAUGGUUACAGCAAGAUAAAACCGCUGACCCUGUUUUGAGACAGCUUCAUGAAAGGUAAGCUUUCUAACACAGCUUAAUGAGCUGCACUUGAUGAGUUCCUUCUAAUAUUUAUGGAGUUCCAUUUUUAAAAAAAUCGCGGAAAAACGUAAUUGUUUCCCCUGUAACCCUUAAGGCCGAUUUCAACUGCCGCGUAAUUUGGACGUGCGCUACGCACGUAAAUUUUACGCGUGUAGAUGAAUUAGAGGCAAUGUGUUUAAAAAGGUCGCGCGUAAAGGUGGGAAUGAACCUCUCUCAAAUUUUACGUUUAUGCGCGAUCUUUCAUGCAUUGGCUCUAUUUUAUGUACCCACAUAAAUUCUAUGCGUGUGCGCAUGUAAAAAUUACGCCCACAGUGGAAACCCACACGUUAUUCGUGGGGUCGUUUUUGCUGUGCCAUCCGCUCGACUGGCAGCGUGGCCGACGUCCAAAGCGUGAAAUGCUUUAAGUGGCCGCGAAUAGAGGUUUUUUGAAUCUGAACGGAUUACGAACAUUUUGCCCGCUAGGAUUUCGGUUCCUGCUUUUAAUAAAAGGAUGGCCGUUUGUGAUGGGAAGAUCGCUUUAUGAAAGUUGUCAGUGGUAAAGACUGCACUGUAUUUGGCCAAGAGAGAAUUAGACACUCUAAAAAUAAUUGUAAUGAAAUUCACAUCUCCCUGCCAACGCCCUAAGAUUUCCUUCCUGUCGAUUCAGUUAUUCUCUCUUGAACUGGCCUUGUUCACUCAAACUAUUAUAAAAAUUUGAAUAUUUGCUCUUUCUUCUGUUUGAAAUUAAUAUUACUCCAGCCUUCUAACGCUAUAAGAAGAUGAUUGAUAGUUCCAGUUUACGAAGAAUUUAAGGAAAAGUUGUAUAUUUCAUAGAGUCAUAAGGCUGACCAAACUUCCAAGGAAAAUCGUCCAAGGAGGAGAACCGAUGCAGGUGAAUUUUAUGCUAGAAAGAGUUAAAUAAGUUUAGAAAAUGCUACCAAAAGUAACCUACAUCUCUUUGCAAGAUAAAAAGUAGCCGUUACUGACAAUGUUUUAUAAUCAUUCAAUCAAUUAAUGAAUCAGUCAAUCAAAAGGGGCAGAGGGGUAGGAAUUUUUGAAAAGGCCAUUUUAAUUAAAAGGGUAUUCAAUUCUAUUAUGUUUCGAACCCACACGUCUUAUGGUCGAAUCAAUUUAAUUUGUCAAAUGCCUCGUAAAAAUAAUGAUAAGAAUUACUGUAUUAAGUAGGUAUGUGAAAGUGGCAUUAUUUUUUAAUGUAAGCUAUGCUAAAGUAGUACCUUUUCUAUAUGGCAUAUAAAAGGGUCAGGGGCUGGACUCGGGGCGGAGCCUCCCCGUAUAAGACAUCGAUGAGUACCCCCUCUAGGGGUCAGUUUCUUACAGUGAGUCACCACCUCAAUCUCGUCACCAGAGCCUUCGAUUUCUGUGGCUGCGUAUAGUCAUGCGCAACUGAGAAGAGCUCUGGUGUCAAGAAUGUCACCCCCCGCGGUCAAACCAGAAUUGAAGAUUUCUCCCCUGUUUUGGCUUCUCAAAGGCACUCUUUACCUUCUGUUCCUCAUUAUAAAAGGUAAUUAACAUAAUAACUAACUUCACUUUGUUCUAAUGUGCGAUACGAGACGUUUGGCCAUAAAAAAUUGAUAAUCAUGCAUAAUUACAAACUUCAAAUCGCCAGAUUGGACUAUUCGAGACGUUUGGCGGCAGUGAUUAUUUAAUAAUUAAUCAUAAUUACAAACUUCAUUUUGUCAGAUUGUACGAUAUGAGAAAUUUGGCCACUAUCACGCGCAUCUGGACUCUACGGUUAACGGUCCCACAGUCCCUUGCUGUCAUCAAAAUUACUUAAGGGCAACAGAUUGCAGAGUCUGCAGGUGACUAUAUUGAAAUUGUACGUGGUACACACAGUCCUGUUGCUAGACUGACCUCAUCCAAGUUGGACAGGAGCAAUUAUCGCUGUUGACAAUAAAUUAAGUGUAGAAUUUCUUUUUACGUCCUCCAAAAUUAGCAUAGGACCAGGCUCCGCUGUAAAAAUAACAAAAACGGCAUAAAAAAUCUGUGAGCGAACUGAAAGAAAGCUUAACCGAGCGGUGGUUUGCGGAAUCUGCAGGUUCCAGGCUAUCCAAAAUUUGCUGAAGCAACUUUUUGUUUUCUGGCUGAGGGUGUUAUCCACCGAGACCGCCUAGGGCGGGGGUUACUUUAGCUUUUACGCUCGAACAGAAGAAAUGAAACGGAACUCUCAAAAUAUAUUUGGACUUUACAAGACUCUUAGAAACCUUUCCAGAUAAAAUGGAAAGUUUUAAAGAAGUGUAAAACCUCUAGCAACAUUAGCAAAAAAUGUAAUCUUUGUCUUUAUGAAAAGUUCAUCAUAUCAUCAUUUGUAAAAAAGAGCUUUGUAGCCUAAAGAGGCGAAACGAACUAGCGAGUUCAUACCCCCACAGAAACAGAUAUGUACUUCAGAACUCUACAUUAACGUAACUAAGACAAAAUCCAUCUGUUACCUAGAUACAAUCUCUUAACGCAUCCCUAUAACAACCACCCAAAUUUUACUGCCAGCUUUUAAUUUUAACGGUCAAUCGUUGCAGUUGCCUGAUGAGUGUGGUCCUACAAUUUCGGACCAUACGAAACAGCACUGUCGCAAUAAACGAUCGAUGAUUACUCCUGAAGCCUGAACUCCUGUGAUUAUUAAUAGUUAAGGCUCUUCAAUUAAAUGAAUUGAGCGCUCUACGAAAUACGUUCUACCCAGAACACAAGUAGUUUAACAUAUAUACUUUAUUUUAAUUAUGUUUUUUUUGGAAUUAAUAUUUCUUAAUAUGGGCCGAAUGAGCUAUUGACUCAGAGGCCAUGAGGGCGAGAGGAACAAUUGUUUUAGUAAAAUCCAACUGGUUGGUCAAAAAUAUCGAGGCAAAACAACUCAGCCCCAAACAAGCAAGACGAGUGAACAACAGUUAGCUUAUUACUAGCAGAACGAUGGACGAUUACAGAAAUUCGCCGACAGUCUAAUUCUGUGCUGACUUCUUCCCUGCUCACAGAUGUCCUUCCGCUAUAAAGUUUAAAAUAAGACUAGAAUGCGCGAGCGUGAAUAGAGUCAAACGUCCUAUUAAUUUCUAAGGCUUACUUUCCUACAAAUAAAAUCAACUGAAUGUAAAAAGUGAAAGAGAAAUAGCGAAAAAUUCAACUUCUAAUGAAACCGUUUCUUAUGGUUUGGAAUAAAAUAUUCUCGAAACUGAGAAUGUUUUGAUCAAAGCUGUGUAAAUCGAACUGAAACUGUGCAUGGAACCUUGCGUUUCCAGUAUUUAUCUCACCUAUUGUAUGGAAUAUGUGUGAAAAUCUUCAUUAUGAAUCGGUAUAUUUUAAAGAGCUUCACAACGAGCAAGAAUGCUAUUGACCGACAAUAUACAGAGCGGGGGCAGCUGUAGUGUCAGCUGUUACUGGUUUUUAUUAUUACUCCCUAUAAUAAACGUAAUGGAAACAAGAAAGAACGGAAAUGUGAUAACAGAAAUGUGGCGGAAACAUGAUCGUUCGUUUCCGACUCGGAAACAUAACGGAAACGCGACCCGUCCAUGGAAAACUAGAUCACCAUGUUUCCGCAGGGCGGAAACGAGACGGAUUUAAGCAACUUCACGUUUCAGUCGAGUUUACAAAAUACGGAAACACGUUUUUUCGUCCUGUGAUAGCCUUUAUACGAGAAGGAAUGAAAGCCUAGCCAAAGCAGUAGUGUCAAAGUUACAACUAAGGUAGCGGUCUUGUUAAUUUUGUGCAGAUCACUCCAGAAUGUGAUUAUAUAUAUAAAAAACUAUCUUAUCGUAGAACGCGACAACUGUCUCUGGGGUAAAAUUUAAUUUUUUCAGAUUUAUUACAAUCCUGUAUUACUUGAAUGACGUGGAAGAAGGUGGCGAAACUGCUUUUUUAAUUGCUGACAACACCACAACAACUCCAGAUGUAAGUCUUUAUUAAGUUAGGCGUCUUCUUUAUUGAGGACAUCAAUUGUAUUUCGGCAGUUUUUGGGAAUAUAUUUUUUAAACUCCCAAUCGAUCGUGAGGUUUGAAAACUACAAUAGUUCGGAGAAAUAAACAAAGCAUUAUUAAAUAUUUAAGGCUAAGCGCGAAGUCAUUGAUAUGAAAGUGAUUAUGUAUUCUCGUUACAAAAAAAAUCAUUUUUACAAAAAAAGGGUUUGCACUUAGCCUCGUUUGAAAGUUAGAGUUUUUGGAACCUCGACAAUGGUUUAUUAAAAGUGAAGGAAAGGAAAAGAGAAAAACCACGGUAGUAACACAUGAUUAACAGUGCAACGAACUCAACCGGGCAAGCUCAGCUAAAAUCAAUCGCCAUAUCACGGGAUGACGUUUAUGAUAAUAUUAAAGGAGCCUGACUUUGUUAAUUCGUUUAAAAUUUGAAAAUGUCUGUAUAGCCCCAGUUAAAGUUGUUACACUGUAAGAAACUAUCAUGUAAGUAGGCUUAAUCUUUGUAUUUCAUUGAUGAGAUUUUGGAAAAACGUUACUAACAAUACUUCGCUUAGUUCCAAAUGAAUAAGACUAAACUUUUUGUCUGUGAAAGACAAAGGGUGUGAACGCUCUCUUUAACAUUACCUUUUAACGCUCAUGCAUAUCUCUAGUUGUAUUUUGAAAACGAUGACUGGGCUUGUAUUAUUUUCCAGGACAUUUAUAAUUCAAAGGCCGCAACAGACGAGUUUAAUUUGAGCAUUAAUUGUAACUCGGCCAACUUGGUUAUUGCCCCCAAGAAAGGCACCGCCAUCAUGUGGUAUAACAGUUUCAUCGACCCGGACAGCGGUCUUCUUGGUGCAGUGGAUCAUUACACACUACAUGGUGGUUGUGACGUCAUUAAAGGGGAAAAGUGGAUUGCUAACAACUGGCUCACAGCGCCCACUAAACAAUCAAGACACAUCAGGAGCAUGUUCGAUGUUGGGUUUGAUUGA